Protomyces lactucae-debilis is the source of this 874-nucleotide messenger RNA. RefSeq lists its product as uncharacterized. The record is from RefSeq and is a predicted model, not a curated record. Lineage: Eukaryota; Fungi; Ascomycota; Taphrinomycetes; Taphrinales; Protomycetaceae. Bases 389 to 727 code for a protein of 112 amino acids. The transcript has a single exon.
CGGAACAAAAAAAAAAAAACCUGUAGAGUAAACGAGGUCGACGAAGCACUCGUAAUCACUGGCUCCCCUCUACGGGCAAAAUCCGAGCUCUUUCAUAAUUCUGCUGCGAGACGUAUUAGGUCUACGGAUAUACUUCCUUUACCUUCAGAUUUGCCAUGCGUUCUGUCUUACUAUCCACGCUUUCUUCUGAACGUGUUGCUCCUGCGCAUCGCUCUUUCUAUGCUUUAUCUUGUUCUAGUGCACGUUGUCGAUGCACAUGGCCACUCUUCUUGUCUCGCAGGCCAUUCAACGCAACUCAUCGCACCAGAGCUGCCUCACUUUGGCGAUCCUGAACGAUGGUUUGGCAGAGAAGCGCUAGGCUGGCUGACUAGCACCGUACUUGACAAGCAUGUGCGCGUUUGGACUCACUCGUGUGAUCCAUUUGGCCGUGUGGUCGGUAAUCAAAAAUGCAUCAAAGGCCUUUCAUCUGGUUGGCAUGGCAACAGUGUUUCGACAGGGAGGUACAGAGUAUGGCGGCUUGAUGGAUGCUAUGGAACGUGCCGAAGGAGUAGCUAAAACUGCCAAGAAGGGCAUGUGGAGUCAAGGCAAGAAACUUGAAACGCCUGCAGCAUACAAGAAGCGAACGCGUGGAGAAGACCAUGAAGUUGUCACGUCAAAGACACCCAAGAUGGCAGCGCAGCAAAAGAACAGCUUACUUGCAUGGCUCAAAUGGUCGAUUGGCAAGUGAUGCUACUCCUCCCAAUUGACAACACUUUGGGUGAACAAAGGAUGGCGUUGAAGGCUGCUUCCUUGCCUCUACCAAUGACGGCACGUCUUUGCGUGUUGUGCUGAAUCCUGGCAACUCUUCAGGCUUGCUUCGUGUGCUUGGCAAGCG